AUGGCAGAUAUCAAAGAGUACACUACACACGACGUCGCUGGUCACAAUACCAGAGAUAACUUGUGGGUUGUUGUUAAUGGAAAUGUAUACGACAUCACCCCGUAUGUUAGGGAUCACCCUGGAGGCGCCGAUGUUCUUAUCGAAGCUGCUGGGAGUGAUGCGACCGAAGCGUACGAAGAUGUCGGUCAUUCAGAGGACGCCGAUGAGAUCCUCCAAACAUACCGUAUCGGCACACUAAGAGGUGCACAGAAACGAGCUCGCCCAGAAGCAGUCCGCUUAAUUCAACCUACACCUCCGGCACCACCUUCUACGGACCGUUCGGGGUUGCUCAGAUCCACAGCUCUCGCGACAGUCUAUAUCAGCGGAGCAGCUAUUUCAUUGUACUUUGGUCGUCGGUUGUAUGCGACAUUACCAACCUCUCCGUCAAUCAUCUCAGAGCUUCGAAACAUCAAAAUUCCCAGCACGCGAUUUACCCCGGGCGAUUUCUACACGGGUUUUGCAGCCGCAACUGGCAUUUUCACUGUCGUCGGCUCGUUGCUCGCCAGCAAACUAUCGGAAUUCACCAAGGUCAAGUCCGGCUUCACAAAAUACCCUCCGUACAUGAAGUGUCGCAAAGUCGCUCGGACGAAUCCCCACCUCGUGAAAGGAUUUCUUGACGCAAAAGAAUACAAAAGUCUCCCGCUCAUUCGCAAAGAUGCUCUUUCACCGAGUGUCUACAAAUUCAUCUUCCAGUUGCCAAACCCCCAGGACGUCCUUGGGCUUCCUAUCGGCCAGCACGUAGCCAUCAAGGCUAAUAUCGACGGGACUUCAGUAUCCAGAUCAUACACCCCAACAUCGAAUAACCUGGAUAAGGGUCUAUUGGAGCUAGUGAUCAGAUGCUACCCCGACGGCCUGCUGACAGGGAAGUAUCUCGCGAAUCUGGAGGUUGGCGACGAGGUUCAAUUCCGAGGCCCCAAGGGUGCAAUGAAGUACUCCAAGGGUCUGUGUAACAAAAUUGGCAUGAUUGCAGGAGGUACCGGGAUCACACCGAUGUACCAGCUCAUCCGAGCGAUCUGCGAGGAUCCCACUGAUCUGACUGAAGUGAGUCUGAUCUAUGCGAACAGGACAGAAGAAGAUAUUCUGCUCCGUCGAGAGCUGGAGGCCUUUGCGGAGGCUUACCCCCAGAACCUCAAGAUCUGGUAUAUGCUGGAUACGCCGCCGGACAACUGGUCAUUUGGAAAGGGGUUCGUUACUGAACAGGUUAUGAAGGAGAGAUUGCCCGCUGCGGCGCCGGACUGCAAGGUGAUGCUCUGUGGUCCGCCAGGGAUGGUGAAUGCGUCGAAGAAGGCUUUGGUUGCUAUGGGAUUCCAGGCUCCUGGGGCUGUUGCGAAGAUGUCGGAUCAGAUAUUCUGUUUCUGA
This is a messenger RNA of Aspergillus versicolor CBS 583.65, 1398 nucleotides long. RefSeq lists its product as uncharacterized. Bases 1 to 1398 code for a protein of 465 amino acids. Gene Ontology annotation, molecular function: heme binding; oxidoreductase activity. Lineage: Eukaryota; Fungi; Ascomycota; Eurotiomycetes; Eurotiales; Aspergillaceae. Gene Ontology annotation, cellular component: endoplasmic reticulum. The record is from RefSeq and is a predicted model, not a curated record. The transcript is spliced from 3 exons.